This is a messenger RNA of Tachysurus fulvidraco (yellow catfish), 2133 nucleotides long. Its product is annotated as overexpressed in colon carcinoma 1 protein. Lineage: Eukaryota; Metazoa; Chordata; Actinopteri; Siluriformes; Bagridae. Bases 206 to 394 code for a protein of 62 amino acids. The record is from RefSeq and is a predicted model, not a curated record. The transcript is spliced from 6 exons.
CUCGUUCUUCCGCUCUGUGUGUACCUCACUGUGCCAGUGCAGACUGUUCCAGGCUGAGAGAGAGCAAGUGAGCCAGGGAAUUGGUGUGGCACAGAAGUGCUGUCCUCCAUUCAUUCUUCCUUCUUGAGCAUUUCCCUGGACUUCUCUUUCUCUUACUGCUGAUCUGUCUUUCCACUCUGCUGUUCUUUGAGCAGGGCAGUCUGGGAUGGGUUGUGGUAAUUCCUCUGCCACUAGCACUACAGCAGGAGGUCCUGGAGAGGCUGCGAAAGAUGUGACAGAAGAUCCGACACAAGAUGAUGAGAAAAGAAGGAAUUAUGGAGGGGUGUAUGUGGGGCUACCUACAGAUAUGAACACUGUAGCAACCAGUCAGUCCAAGUCCACACGGAAAGACUAGCCUAUUAGAGCAACAGAGCAACUAGAAACCAACGUACAGUUGAAUAUCUAUAGAAGGAAUUUCCUUGGACCAAAAAUGACCUCUGUGUGACGUAUAUGGUCCUAUAUAAAGUGGAGCUACAGUAUGUGACUCUUCUCUGGGGUUCCACCUGUAUGGGAACUGUCUCUGAGCGCAUCUACAGUAUGAACUGGGUUUAAAAAAGGCUGUUCUUGGAAAACAAAUGAAAAGAGCUCCUGAUGUUAAACGGCUCUGAAGCCAAAGCGCCAUUUGUAAAUAAGGAACACAUUAACCACAACGCCAAAAAGGCAUGUCAAACACUCAGACCUCAGACCUCAGACCCGAAUCUGCAAUAAAGGACUAACCUGCAUCUUAGCCUGCAUGUACUGUAGGCUCCAGUGUGAGACACCACCACCAUAAUAAAACCAGUGAAACACACAUCAUUUCAAGUUUUAUCCAUGCGCUCAAGUCCAGCAUGGUGUAGCAGUGUCCAACAAACUAACUGUGUUCAUCACAUCCAUCAGUAAACUAACCCUAAAUUAACACAUUACGCACCUCCUGCGCUAUGUUACUCGAUACAGUGCAAAAUAGCUCAGCAAUGAACUAGGAAAUACUGGGAAAAACUAAUUCUUAGUGGCCUUUAUAUUUAGUUAUAUUUAGAUAAUUUUAUGUCAGUACUGUACAUUACAUGUAAGUUCAUUGCCUUUAUUUAAGAUUAUGUAUAUUGUAAAAAGGUUACUUAAUUUUUGCUUGCACAAGUCUCUUUAUGUACACUAUACUGUAUACACACUAUAAAGAAGCCUUUUUAUCAGAAGUUAAAGUGCAUUUGGGUUUUUGAUGACACAAAAGUGAAAAGAACAGAAGCUUCCAUGUGCAUGUUUCUUAAUAACUGAAAUGAUUUGGAAGAUAGUUAUAUGGAAUAGUGCAAAUCAUAUUAACAUCACUUCUCUAGCGACUCAGCAGGACAGGGAAAUGAGAAAGUGGCCAGUUUUAGCAAUAACACACUUUAAUGUUUAGAGAAAAUAAGCUGGAUGUAGUAAAUCUUUUGUUAUUUCCACAUUUAGGAGAAUUUAUGUCUUCUUGAAAGUCAGCAAUUUGUGUGUAUGUUAAAGCUAAAAUAUAACAUAUAACAAACUGAGCAAAAGCUGUAAACUUUUUUAACCACAAUUUUGAACAAAUAACCUGCAUGUAGCAAAAAAGAACCAAAUGUCAUUGUUAUGAAACAUAUUUCUAGACAAACUUGACUAUUUUUAAAGCUUACUAUAUGUAUGUUUCAUAUUCUAAGAUUACCACAUGCCAGAUUUAAGAUUAGUAAACUUAUUUCUAAACCUUUUAUGCAAUAAGCAGGUCUUGUUGUUUCUUUAUAGACAUAAAUGCUAAAAUGAUCUAAAUAAUCUGUUAAAAGAACUAUUCGACUAUUCCAAGCUUGAAAUGAGAAACAUGUUUAUGAAACUUUUAUUAACAUUUUUUCUAGUUUUAGCCUCAGGGAAAAUAUAGUACUCUUAAGGUCAAUGGAACAAAGCAUGUAAUAACAAACCCUAUAAAAACUCUACUGCUGUUUGAUGGGUCCUGAUAUUCAGAUCAUCAUUCUGAAGCAGCUAUCAUGGGACAUAUGCGGAAACAAGGGAUACAGUGCCUUGCAAAAGUAUUCAUUCCCACUGAACUUUUCCUCAUUUUGACACGUUACAACCACAAAGAAAAAUGUAUUUUAUUGGGAUUUUAUGAAAUAGACCGAAAGAAAG